AUGGCGGAUCUGGGUGGUCAACGUAACCGGAACUACCGGCCUCACGGACCGGCCUCGUCGACACAACGGGAUGCUGCGUUUUCCGAUAUUUUUGGAGGCGCACCACCCGCAGGACGCUCUCAAACCAUGAACUCGCAGACCCCUCAAUUCUCCCAGGGUCGUGCCCAUACUAUGUCGUCGCAUGUUGCGCACCCUCAAUUCUCGAGACCGCCGCCGACGCCCACGCGGCAAGGACCCAAUGGGUAUGGACCGCCAUCAGCACCGCCGAAUGGAUAUCCCCCCGCCGCCGCCAUCUGGACACCCCCUCGACCGCACCCGGGGGCCCAACAACGAUUCGCCGCUUAUCCCCGACCCCAGCGCCUGGAGACGCGGCCAAGCCCUUCACCCCAAUACCCAGAUCCCAGAGACUUCAGUCGCCCAAUGCCCCCACCUGCACUGAAUUCUGAUGCAUCCCGAUCAAGGUCGAUGGCGAAAUUGAGCGGGCCGCCUCUGCAAACCCCACCAAGCAACUUCAACCACACCUCUGCCAUUGCUUCUCGUCGUGAGCAAUAUCAUGCCGGUGCCCCAAUCACUCAGUUGGGUCGUCCGGUGCCGGAGAAAAAUACCAACGAGCGGGCCAUGUCCAUGACUUCCUGGUCGUCGGAUCGAGAUGCGCACAUCAUGAACAGUGGAAGGUCGAUUCCAUAUCGUAGACCACCCUCGGGUCAUGAUCAGCAAAACACGAUGCGCGACGCGGUGCAGACUACCCCAAGGAGCGAUUCCAUGACGCAUCCUAGUCCUCUGAUGACGCAGCCCAGUCCUCUGAUGACACAGCCUAGCCCAGAGGCGUUUGCAGCCUCUCGCCAACCGAGUGAUGGAUCAGCUAGGUCUCGAACCAUGUCCAUGGCGUCAACAAUUGCACCCGAUAGGACAAUGAGUGUCCAAAGCCAAGCUACCCAAAGCUCAUCUGGCCAGACAACACUUGUUGCUAGAGAUUCACAGCGCAAAGUUCCGGUGGUCUACCCUGCGCUACUCUCUCUCGUGGCUGAAAUUUUCAGGGAAAAGAUCUCACUUGGUGAACGUCAGAAGAACGGUCUCUCGUACCAAAACGCAUUUUCGGGUACUGACUCUGUGGAUUUGAUCGGCUCCAUCAUCAGAACUAACGAUCGCAACCUGGCUCUUCUUCUUGGCCGUGCGCUGGAUGCCCAGAAGUUCUUCCAUGAUGUCACUUACGAUCAUCGUCUGCGCGAUGCCCCAGGCGAGGUUUAUCAGUUUAAGGAAACUAUGGGAGAGGAAAAGUCCACAGCUGAUGUUAAUGGUGUUUUCACGCUCUUGACUGAAUGUUAUUCCCCGACUUGCAACCGAGAUCAACUCUGCUAUUCAAUCGCUUGCCCCCGAAGACUUGAGCAACAGGCAAGAUUGAAUAUCAAGCCUCAGCCGGUACUAGGAGCUGGAGACGUUACCACCGCGCCACCCGACGACGACGAUGAUACCGAUAACCAGAAGCUGUGGAUCAGCACUGUUCCGAAGGAAGUUUCGGAUUCUGUCGAUGAUCGCGAGAAGAAGCGCCAGGAGAUCAUCUUCGAAUUGAUGUACACCGAACGAGACUUCGUCAAGGAUUUGGAAUACUUGCGAGAUUUCUGGAUGAGACCACUGCGCGCUGCGGGCACCACAACUCACUCGCCAAUUCCAGAGCACCGACGGGAGAAGUUCAUUCGGACUGUGUUCGGUAACUGCUUAGAGGUUCUCAAAGUUAAUAGCGCUCUGUGCGAAGCUCUGAACGCCCGUCAAAAAGAAAACGCAGUUGUGCAAACUAUUGGUGAUAUUGUCUGCCAACAUGUUCCCAACUUCGAUCCAUUCAUUAAGUAUGGUGCCAACCAACUCUACGGCAAGUACGAAUUUGAAAAGGAAAAGGCUUCAAAUCCGGCAUUUGCCAAAUUUGUCGAGGACACGGAGCGUCUCAAAGAAUCCCGAAAACUGGAGCUGAAUGGUUACUUGACGAAGCCUACCACUCGUCUUGCAAGAUACCCGCUUCUCCUCGAGGGUGUACUGAAAACGACAGCCGACAGCAACACAGACAAGGAGGACAUUCCAAAGGCCAUCAAAUUAAUCAAGGACUUCCUCUCGCGCGUCAACGCUGAAAGUGGUAAAGCAGAGAACCACUUCAAUCUCGUUCAGUUGAAUGCUGCGCUCAAGUUCAACACUGCGGACUAUGUCGAUCUGAAACUUACGGAAGAAAACCGACAAAUGCUCAUGAAGAUGGCUUUCAAGAAGACAACGGCCGACAGCUCAGAUGUCACGGCAUAUCUAUUUGAUCACGCCGUGCUCCUCGUCCGAGUCAAGGUGGUCAACAAACGUGAGGAGGUCCGGGUCUAUAGGAAGCCUAUUCCUUUGGAGCUGCUGGUUAUUGCUCAGAUGGAAGAGGUCAUUCCACGACUUGGUAUCGCGAAAAGGCCAUCUUCUAGUCUCCUCUCGAACAAGGCAGUCAUCAACAACCCCCCUCCCGCCAAAGAUGGUGGUUUGCCAAUCACUUUCAGACAUCUUGGUAAAGGUGGAUAUGAGCAAACUCUAUAUGCCACGAACUCCGCAACACGACGAAAGUUUAUUGAAGCUGUUGAGCAACAGCAGGAGAAGCUGUGGGAGCGCAACAGUAACUUCUACAACAAGACCAUUCUCAGUGAGGGCUUCUUUGCAGCGGUCAACCGUAUCAACUGCCUUGUCCCAAUAGAUGGCGGUCGGAAGUUGGUCUACGGUACCGAUAAUGGUAUCUUCGUGUCUGAGCGUUGGCCCAAGGACAAGUCAGCCAAGCCGAAAAAGGUUCUCGAGGCUACCCAGGUCACACAAAUCGAUACCUUGGAAGAAUACCAGCUGUUGUUGGUUCUUGCAAACAAGACCCUUUCCUCCUAUCCUAUGGACGCUCUUGAUAUCUCCGAGGGCCAAAAUACUAUGGCAAAGCGUCCAAAGAAAAUUCAAGGUCAUGCCAAUUUCUUCAAGGCAGGAAUUGGUCUUGGGCGUCAUCUGGUCUGCUCGGUCAAAACAUCAGCCCUCUCAAGCACAAUCAAGGUCUACGAGCCAAUGGACAAUCUGGCCAAGGGAAAGAAGAAGUCGGCUGUCAGCAAAAUGUUCCAAAGUGGCCAGGAUACCCUCAAGCCAUUCAAGGAAUACUACAUACCUGCAGAGUCUUCUUCGAUCCAUUUCUUGCGCUCUACUCUUUGUGUUGGUUGUGCGCGUGGCUUUGAGGUUGUCAGUCUCGAAACCACCGAGACGCAGUCUCUCCUCGACCAAGCAGACACGUCUCUUGACUUUGUCGCACGCAAAGAGAACGUCAAGCCCAUUCAUAUCGAGCGCAUGAAUGGUGAAUUCCUGCUCAAUUAUAGUGACUUCUCGUUCUUUGUCAACCGCAAUGGAUGGCGAGCCCGUCCAGAUUGGAAGAUUGCCUGGGAGGGUAACCCGAACGCAUUCGCGCUCUCCUAUCCCUACAUCCUAGCAUUUGAGCCGAACUUCGUUGAAAUUCGCCAUGUUGAGACCAGUGAAUUGACGCACUUGAUGACCGGGAAGAACAUUCGCAUGUUACACAGCUCCACUCGCGAGAUCAUCUAUGCCUAUGAAGAUGAUCACGGCUACGAUACCGUCGCCAGCUUGGACUUCUGGACCAACAAACCCCAACAACACGUAUAA
Messenger RNA from Penicillium brevicompactum, 3657 nucleotides. It is a transcript of the gene rom2, whose product is annotated as putative Rho guanyl nucleotide exchange factor (Rom2). Gene Ontology annotation, biological process: intracellular signal transduction. Lineage: Eukaryota; Fungi; Ascomycota; Eurotiomycetes; Eurotiales; Aspergillaceae. The coding region runs from base 1 to 3657 and encodes 1218 amino acids. The transcript has 5 exons. Gene Ontology annotation, molecular function: guanyl-nucleotide exchange factor activity. The record is from RefSeq and is a predicted model, not a curated record.